UAUAAUAAAAAAAUUUAAAUCUACAAAACAAGAUAUUUAUGAAUUUAUCCUAACGUUAUGAAUCUUUGAGAGAAAAUCUAAUGAAUGUUUUGAAUUAGAAUCAAUCAAAAUAAAAAUCAAAUAGUAAAAUAUAACUCCAAAUAAAAGAGAAAUAUUACUCAAUAGUUGAAAUUAAUAGGAAAUUUUGAAACCUCAUUGAAAGUGUAACUGUUGUUGAAGUAAAAAGAUAUUCAAAAUGCCGGGAACUUGUGAUUGUGCUAAGAAAGCUGCUGAAGCGGAGAAAAAUAAAGAGGCUGAAAGCAAUCAGCAGAAAACAUCACCAGCUAAGAAAACAGAUGCAAAUGACGACCAACCAUUUGUUGGAAAUGAUAAGAAAUCCAGUUUCGAACCAAACUUGUACCUUUAUGACGAUGAAAUCGACCAAAGACCUCGCGUUUCAACAUUUAUAUCAUCGUUGGCCAACUAUGACAAUACAAUUCCGGCUGCCGCGGAUCCUGAUGCCAAACCAGCGGCACCUGCGGCACGAAUGGGUACGCUCAUUGGUGUAUAUCUGCCGUGCAUCCAAAAUAUAUUCGGUGUCAUUCUAUUUAUCCGUUUAACGUGGGUUGUUGGAACUGCUGGUGCUAUUUGUGGUUUUCUAAUUGUACUCACCUGCUGCUGUGUUACUAUGUUGACGGCCAUCUCUAUGUCUGCGAUUGCAACGAAUGGCGUGGUGCCGGCGGGGGGGAGUUACUUUAUGAUAUCAAGAUCUCUGGGUCCAGAAUUUGGUGGUGCUGUGGGGAUGCUGUUUUAUACGGGGACAACGCUCGCGGCUGCUAUGUACAUAGUGGGCGCGGUUGAAAUCGUUUUGACGUACAUGGCACCAUUUCUUUCUAUAUUCGGAGAUUUCACGAAAGACCCGUCGGCUAUGUACAAUAAUUUCCGUGUCUACGGUACCUGCCUCUUAGUUGUUAUGGGUUUAAUUGUCUUUCUCGGUGUAAAGUUUGUGAAUAAAUUCGCUACGGUAGCCUUAGCCUGCGUCAUACUCUCCAUUAUCGCUGUCUAUGCCGGCAUCUUCAACAACAUCCAUGGAAAUGAUAAGUUACAUAUGUGUGUCCUGGGUAAGCGGUUGCUUAAGGAUAUCGCUAUAGAUAAUUGCACAAAAGAGGAAGGUGGCCCACUAUGGAAUAUUUUCUGUCCCGUGGAGAAUGGUGGUAUUUGUGAUGAGUAUUUUAAAGAUCAUAAUGUGAGCAUUGUGAAAGGUAUCAAAGGAUUAGCAAGCGGAACGUUUUUCGAUAAUAUCUUCCCAUCUUUCUUGGAGUCUGGACAAUAUAUUGCCUACGGUCGUCAACCUGUUGAUAUUGAAAGAAUGAACCGCCCAUCAUACAAUCAAGUGUUUGCCGACAUCACAACAACAUUCACGAUUUUAAUUGGUAUCUUCUUCCCAUCCGUCACAGGUAUCAUGGCUGGCUCCAACAGAUCUGGUGAUCUCGCUGAUGCACAGAAAAGUAUACCAAUAGGAACAAUUUGUGCCAUUUUAACGACUAGUACAGUCUACUUAUCAUGUGUCUUACUGUUUGCUGGAACUGUGGAUAACCUUUUACUUCGAGAUAAAUUCGGACAAUCGAUAGGAGGCAAACUAGUCGUAGCGAACAUUGCCUGGCCAAAUCAAUGGGUUAUCUUGAUUGGUUCAUUCCUCUCUACAUUAGGUGCCGGUCUACAAAGUUUAACGGGAGCUCCGCGUCUCCUUCAAGCUAUUGCUAAGGACAGUGUCAUACCAUUCCUUGCUCCAUUUGCGAAAUCAUCAAGUCGCGGUGAACCGACACGUGCCCUUCUGCUAACCAUAUGUAUCUGCCAAUGCGGUAUCCUCCUAGGUAAUGUCGACAUCCUGGCUCCGUUGCUCUCCAUGUUCUUCCUGAUGUGCUACGGAUUCGUUAAUCUUGCCUGUGCAGUUCAAACUCUUCUGCGAACACCGAACUGGCGUCCUCGUUUCAAGUAUUAUCACUGGUCACUAUCCUUAAUUGGACUUACACUUUGCAUUUCGGUAAUGUUCAUGACUUCAUGGUAUUUUGCUCUCAUCGCUAUGGGAAUGGCCAUUGUAAUCUACAAAUACAUUGAAUACCGAGGAGCUGAGAAGGAAUGGGGUGAUGGUAUCCGCGGUAUGGCCUUAACUGCAGCUCGCUACUCUCUUCUCCGUCUCGAAGAAGGACCACCACACACCAAGAAUUGGCGCCCACAAAUUUUGGUUUUGACAAAACUCAACUCAGAAUACGCACCCAAAUACCGGAAAAUCUUCUCAUUCGCAUCACAACUUAAAGCUGGCAAGGGUCUUACAAUUUGUGUUGCUGUCAUCGAAGGAGAUCAAUACAAAUUCUACAAUAAAGCCUGCGAAGCCAAACAAAAUAUCAGGAAACUUAUGGAUGACGAACGUGUGAAAGGAUUCUGUGACGCAUUGGUUGCCCGAAAUAUCCCAGAUGGAAUGAGCUCUGUCAUCCAAACCAUUGGUCUUGGUGGCAUGAAACCGAACACCGUAAUCAUCGGCUGGCCAUAUGGCUGGAGACAACACGAGAGAGGACGUAGCUGGUCUGCUUUCUUGCAAGGAGUCAGAACUGCUGCCGCAUCUCGUAUGGCCCUUCUCGUUCCCAAAGGAAUCAAUUUCUUCCCUGAAUCAUCACAGAAAAUUUACGGAAACAUCGAUGUUUGGUGGAUAGUUCACGAUGGUGGUUUGCUCAUGCUCUUGCCAUUCUUGCUCAAACAACAUCGUACAUGGAAGAACUGCAAAAUGCGCAUCUUCACCGUAGCACAAAUCGAGGAUAAUUCAAUUCAAAUGAAAAAAGAUCUUAAGACAUUCCUUUAUCAUUUACGUAUUGAAGCUGAAGUUGAAGUAGUUGAAAUGAUGAAUAGUGACAUAUCAGCCUACACAUAUGAGCGCACACUUAUGAUGGAGCAACGAAACCAGAUGUUGCGAGAACUUCGUUUGAACAAAAAAGAAAGCUUCGGCGUGGUGCAAACUUUGGUGGAUUUCAGCGAAGGCACUGGCGAGGAUAAAAUGCCUUUGGUUCAAGCCAUUGUUGAUCAUCAUCAUGCAUCUGACUCUACGAAAACUGCUACUAAAGUACGUUUCGCCGAACAAACUUCAGAUAUAUUCAAUCAAUCAGUAGAUGGAGACAGCCAGGAGAAGGAAACAUCCUUGGAGAAUAAUACAGAAGACGGAAAUGAGAAUAGUGAGAAACCGAAUGGAGAAUUAUCUCCCAAUCAUAGUACAACGCCGGAACCUGUAAAUCAAACUAAUAAUCAAAGUUCCGAAAAGGAAAAGGAGAAGGGACAGGACGAAGAUGAGAAGGAAAAAUCGGAAGCUGCUACAGAUAGUGGCAAUGAGAAAUCUAAACCAAAUAUUAAGCCUGACGAAAGCAAUGUACGAAGAAUGCACACGGCUGUGAAACUUAACGAAGUUAUUGUAAAUAAAUCGCAUGAUGCACAGUUGGUAAUCUUAAAUUUACCCGGCCCACCGAAAGACACGAGAAUAGAUCGCGAAAGCAAUUACAUGGAAUUCUUAGAAGUACUUACCGAAGGUCUAGAACGAGUUCUAAUGGUACGUGGUGGUGGACGCGAGGUCAUCACUAUUUACUCUUAAGCAUUACGCAAACCCUCAUCAUCAGCGAAUACGAUGAACAGCAAAUUUUACGAACAAUUUCGACGAGUAGUAAAAAAUAUAAUAAAAAUUCAUCAUUCUCAUCGGAAAAUGAAAUUUACAACAACAAAAACAUCUCUAUUUGACGACAACAACAACAUCAACAACAAUACAACAAAGCGCAAUACUAUGCCUUGAUCAAUCCACGAACUAUCAUCAUAUUCGUAUCUGAAAAUAAAAAAGAUAAUUUUUAAAACAGCGGAAAAAAGAAAACUGAAUAAAUGCAAUUUUUAAUGUUUAUGCAGAAAAUAUAUGUAUGUAAUUUUAAAUAUACAAAACUUGAAAAAAGAACAAAGAACACUUAAUGCCAAAUAGAUUCAAAAUAAAACUUGCAUGCAUAGAAUGAUAAAAUCACGAGGUGUGUGUAAUAAUUAUGAACUCUAUCAGCUGAAAAUGUUACUCUAAUUUUUAAGUUUAGUCAAAAAAAUUUCCUUGAAACAAAACAAAAAGUUACGAAGAAUCACAUUGCGUAUGAUAAUUUCUUUUUUAAGUAGCAUAAAUAAUGAUCGUUCUGCUAGAUAUAUUCUGUUUAAAAUAUUGACUUUAACUUAAAAAAAUUAUAAAUCGAAACAAAAGAGAAUCUAUUUCUCACUCGUUAUUAUAUUAAGCGUAAAUUUGUAUAUUAUUCUCUAUUUUUAUAACAGCUUUGUAUUUUUAGAAGGAAGCAAUUUCCUUCCUGCCACAUUGCAUUUUAUUUUUUUGACUAGGAGAUAUAAUUAUUAAGUUUUAUUUCGUACACUUGUUCCAUGCCAUGCAAUAUUUUGAUUUUCAAUAUAUAUAUUUUUUUUCAUUUAAAAACAAGACGGGAUGACGAUAUAAAGAGAUAAAGUGAUUGAAAACAUUAGAAAAUGAGUGGAAAUCUAAAGAACUAUUUUAUGAGAAUGAGAAUUACAAAAAAAACCGGUCUGACAAAAUAUUUCUGAAAUAACAAAGAAAAUAUGAUAAAUGCUGAAACCGUAAAAAAUUAUAAUUAUUCAUUUUACGAAAGCAUGAAAACUUCACUGAAAAAAAAUUACAAUCAGGAGAUUCAAACAGGAACAUAUUCAACCUAAUUAACCUAAAAUAAAUUUUAUUUUUUUAAAUUGUGUUUUCCAUCAUAAAAUAAAAAUGCAACUUUCUAUUUUUUAAUUACAAUUAGUACAUGUAAAUUCCAUCUGUUAAUUGUUCAUAUAUUUUUUACUGAAACGAUAUAAGAUUUAGAUAUACACAUACAUAUAUAAAACUACAUUAUAUCAAUCGUCAUAUUUUCGAGAACCACUAGUUUUAAAUGGAAAGAACAGAAUACAAUUUCUAUAUAAAAGUGUUAAUUGGAAAAAAAAUAAAUUCAACCUUCAUUGCAAAGUAUAAGAAUAACUCAUUAUACGAGCAUUUGUUCGUAUGAAUAUAAUAAAUAUAUUCGUGCCGUUUUCUUAUUUUAAAGGAAAAUCAGUUAUUAACGAACAAUAACCUGCAGGAUGCGUUGAAUAAGUUUUAAAAAAAUGUUGUAUUAUAUAGCGAACAUAAGUGCAUAAACAAACUUGACUAAUAUUGUACAGAAGCGAAAAGAAGAGGAGGAACAUAUAUUAGGUUUCGUUAAACCAAUUUUAGGUUAAUUAGAGCUGUAAAUGCGAUUGGAUAUUUACUUUGUUAUUUUCUUUUUGUUAAAAAUAAAAAUUUAAUUAUCUAAAAUUAUGAAAGUCGAAAAGCAUUCAUUAUCGUUAGUAUAUGAAUGAUUUAUUUUGAAUAAAGACUAGAAAAGUUUAUCAAUUUAAAA
Molecule: messenger RNA, 5423 nt
Organism: Hermetia illucens (black soldier fly)
Lineage: Eukaryota; Metazoa; Arthropoda; Insecta; Diptera; Stratiomyidae
Gene: kcc
Product: solute carrier family 12 member 4
Exons: 21
Coding region: 236-3613 (1125 amino acids)
Biological process (GO): chloride ion homeostasis; potassium ion homeostasis; cell volume homeostasis
Cellular component (GO): membrane
Molecular function (GO): potassium:chloride symporter activity
Source: RefSeq, a predicted model, not a curated record